AUGGUCAAGGCCAUAUUUAAACUUCCUGUAUCAGAAGUCAGCAGCAGGAGCAGCAGCAGCAACAACAGCAUCUUCCGUCCCGCUGCGCCCCCAGAGCCGCGGCCGCAGCCACAGCCGCAGCUCCGCAGCCCCGCAGCUGGGAGAGCCGCCGCCCGUUCGAGAGCCGCAGCCGCCGGCGGCAUGAGGCGCGACCCGGCCCCCGGCUUCUCCAUGCUGCUCUUCGGUGUGUCGCUCGCCUGCUACUCGCCCAGCCUCAAGUCGGUGCAGGACCAGGCGUACAAGGCACCCGUGGUGGUGGAGGGCAAGGUACAGGGGCUGGCCCCGGCUGGCGGUUCCAGCUCCAACAGCACCCGCGAGCCUCCUGCCUCAGGUCGGGUGGCGCUGGUGAAGGUGCUGGACAAGUGGCCGCUCCGAAGCGGGGGGCUGCAACGCGAGCAGGUGAUCAGCGUGGGCUCCUGCGCGCCGCUCGAAAGAAACCAGCGCUACAUCUUUUUCCUGGAGCCCACAGAACAGCCCUUAGUCUUUAAGACGGCCUUUGCCCCUCUUGACACCAACGGCAAAAACCUCAAGAAAGAGGUGGGCAAGAUCCUGUGCACUGACUGCGCCACCCGGCCCAAGCUGAAGAAGAUGAAAAGCCAGACAGGACAGGUGGGUGAGAAACAAUCGCUGAAGUGCGAGGCAGCAGCCGGUAACCCCCAGCCCUCCUACCGUUGGUUCAAGGAUGGCAAGGAACUCAACCGCAGCCGAGACAUCCGCAUCAAGUAUGGCAAUGGCAGAAAGAACUCACGACUACAGUUCAACAAGGUGAAGGUGGAGGACGCUGGGGAGUACGUCUGUGAGGCCGAGAACAUCCUGGGGAAGGACACCGUCCGGGCCCGGCUCCAUGUCAACAGCGUGAGCACCACCCUGUCAUCCUGGUCGGGGCAUGCUCGGAAGUGCAACGAAACAGCUAAGUCCUAUUGUGUCAAUGGAGGCGUCUGCUACUACAUCGAAGGCAUCAACCAGCUCUCCUGCAAGUGUCCUGUGGGAUACACCGGGGACAGGUGUCAGCAGUUCGCAAUGGUCAACUUCUCCAAGCACCUUGGAUUUGAAUUAAAGGAAGCUGAAGAGCUGUACCAGAAGAGGGUCCUGACUAUCACUGGCAUCUGCGUGGCUCUACUGGUUGUGGGCAUCGUCUGUGUGGUAGCCUACUGCAAAACCAAAAAACAGCGGAAGCAAAUGCACAACCACCUUCGGCAGAACAUGUGUCCAGCCCACCAGAACCGGAGCUUGGCCAAUGGGCCCAGCCACCCCCGGCUGGACCCUGAGGAGAUCCAGAUGGCAGACUAUAUCUCCAAGAACGUGCCGGCGACAGAUCAUGUCAUCAGGAGAGAAACUGAGACCACCUUCUCCGGGAGCCACUCCUGUUCUCCUUCUCACCAUUGUUCCACAGCCACACCCACCUCCAGCCACAGACAUGAGAGCCACACGUGGAGCCUGGAACGUUCUGAGAGCCUGACCUCCGACUCCCAGUCAGGCAUCAUGCUGUCAUCAGUGGGCACCAGCAAGUGCAACAGCCCAGCCUGUGUGGAGGCCCGGGCCCGGCGGGCAGCAGCCUACAGCCUGGAGGAGCGGCACAGGGCAGCUGUGCUACCCUACCACGACUCUGUAGAUUCCCUGCAUGAUUCCCCACACAGCGAGAGGUACGUGUCGGCCCUGACCACGCCCGCGCGCCUCUCGCCCGUGGACUUCCACUACUCGCUGACCACGCAGGUGCCGACUUUCGAGAUCACGUCCCCCAACUCGGCGCACGCGGUGUCGCUGCCCCCGGCUGCACCCAUCAACUACCGCCUGGCGGAGCAGCAGCCUCUGCUACGGCACCCACCGCCCCCCGGCCCAGGCCCUGGGCCUGGACCUGGAGCAGACAUGCAGCGCAGCUACGACAGCUACUACUACCCUGCCGUGGGGCCGGGGCCGCGGCGAGGAGCCUGCGCGCUAGGCGGCAGCCUGGGCAGCCUGCCCGCCAGCCCGUAUCGCAUCCCGGAGGACGACGAGUACGAGACCACGCAGGAGUGCGCGCCCCCGCCCCCGCCGCGGCCGCGUACGCGCGGCGCGUCCCGCAGGACGUCGGCGGGGCCCAGGCGCUGGCGCCGCUCACGCCUCAAUGGGCUGGCGGCGCACCGCGCACGCGCGGCGCGGGACUCGCUGUCGCUGAGCAGCGGUUCGGGCGGCGGUUCAGCCUCAGCCUCGGACGACGACGCGGACGACGCGGACGGGGCGCUCGCGGCCGAGAGCACGCCUUUCCUCGGCCUGCGAGCCGCGCACGACGCGCUGCGCUCGGACUCGCCGCCGCUGUGCCCGGCGGCUGACAGCAGGACUUACUACUCCCUGGACAGCCACAGCACGCGGGCCAGCAGCAGACACAGCCGCGGGCCGCCCCCGCGGGCCAAGCAGGACUCGGCGCCCCUCUAG
Molecule: messenger RNA, 2451 nt
Organism: Otolemur garnettii (small-eared galago)
Lineage: Eukaryota; Metazoa; Chordata; Mammalia; Primates; Galagidae
Gene: NRG2
Product: neuregulin 2
Exons: 12
Coding region: 1-2451 (816 amino acids)
Biological process (GO): intracellular signal transduction; nervous system development; animal organ development
Molecular function (GO): signaling receptor binding
Source: RefSeq, a predicted model, not a curated record